Synchiropus splendidus (mandarinfish) is the source of this 1223-nucleotide messenger RNA. Its product is annotated as polymeric immunoglobulin receptor-like. Lineage: Eukaryota; Metazoa; Chordata; Actinopteri; Syngnathiformes; Callionymidae. Bases 62 to 919 code for a protein of 285 amino acids. The transcript has 6 exons. The record is from RefSeq and is a predicted model, not a curated record. Gene Ontology annotation, cellular component: plasma membrane. Gene Ontology annotation, molecular function: transmembrane signaling receptor activity.
GAGAAAGAAGAAGCUGCCCACACAGCCAGUUCAGUUUCAGGAAGCAUCAGAAGAGAAAAAGAUGAGACAGUCACUGAAGAUCAUCUUCGGCUUUAUCACAGCGGCCUGCGUGAGGGUUUUGCCUGCCACUGGGAAUCAACCGAAAACCUGUAGCAGUGGAUCUGUUCAUGUGACUGGCUUUGUUGGAUUGUCUGUCUGCAUCAAAUGCGCUUAUCCACCUAAGAUGAAAAAUGGUGUGAAGGAAUUCUGCAGAGUCAAUGGAGACAAGUGCUCCAACAUCAUUUCCGCCCCCAUAUUAAAUACCACAAGAAAAGACAGGUUUCUCCUGGAGAAUCACAAACAACAAGAGCACUACAGGGUGACCAUGUCAGAACUGACCGUGGAUGACAGUGGAAAGUAUCUGUGCCGUGUUAACUACGGUGAAACACAUGGCUGUUUGACUGAAGUCACCUUGGCAGUGAAGAAGUUGGAUGACGUUGAGCCGACUGUGGUCCCUGGUGUUCUUGGCAGAAGCGCUGAGAUCACUUGUCACUAUCACAACAGUCACAGGGAUGAUGACAAGUGUCUGUGCAAGGGAGCGGAUCCCCGCACUUGUGAUGUCCAGAAAAUAGUUCCGCACCGUGAGUUCAAAAGGUCAAACUACUUCCGUGUGGUCAUCAGAAAUCUGACCGAGAAGGACAUCGAUACUUACUGGUGCUGCUCAAAUACAACAUGGCGCCACGGAGUUUUCCAAAUAAAGCUUUCUCAUUCUGAAUCUCACCAAAGAAAGAAGAUGAGCAACUCUUCAUCUGAGGUUACUGAAGCAUCGGACAAUCGGAAUAUUCUCAAAGAAACUGUGCCGUACAUUGGAUUAGGACUCAGGCUUUGCCUUUGGGUUCUGAUUGUGGUUCUCUUCCUGGUCGUUGUCCUACGAAGGUGACGCUUGGCAGCAUCCUCUGGUAUGAACACCAACACGCCUGUAUGAGGCCAACAUGGCAUCUAUGGAAAGCAGAACAAAGAAUUUGAAAUCCUCAUGUACCCUUUCUCCAGGAUCCCUCGCACUCCUUUAACACCUCCUUCUACCCUUUUUUUCCCCACAUACUUCUUGCAUCUUUCACUUUACACAUUGCUUGGAAGGCCUUUGCUCUCUCCUGACAGUGCAUUCACUUUCUGACCCUGCUUCCUGACAUGUUGUCACGUGUGUACUGAUAGAUCUAUAGAAAAUGUUAUUAAUGUCAAAUACU